AACCAUCGUCAAAGCUUCUAAAACUUGCCCGUACCCACUUCUGCCACUCCUCCCACUCCCACUCCUCCUCGUCCCACUUCUCCUGCUCUCUUCUAUCUUUCUGUUACUAUCCCACAAAAUCUUAAAUAUUUCUACUUUCUCUCGCUCCUAGAUUUCCUAGGUACAUAACCCCGUCAAACCUCGGGCUGGUCACAUAUCUAUGUACACGCCUUCGAAUUUUAGGUCGCGGACUCGAUGCUGACCUAGAAGCAAAGAGCAAAAACAUUUCCCAUCUGUCUUAUCGCGAUCGGGUUCAUACGUACGAACUCGUUAUUGCACAUUGCGGAUGUACCACUUUCCGUAGAGAAACCACCAGUUUUACCUUGAUGCGAAUAACAUUAGUUAUCAUCAAUCGAGCUCACCGCUAGGUGCCUUUGCCAUGGCCGGUGCAACGAACACCAGAUCCAAAUCAAGCACCAACGGUUCCUUGAAGGGAUCCAAAGGUGUGAAAAGUGUGAACGGGAUCAACGGGAUCAACGGAAUUAAUGCGGUUAACGGAAUAAAUGGGCAUACCGCAACUCCCAGGCGGAGUGAUACCGAAAAGAAGAAGCAGAGCUUCAUUGCGUGGAGUUUUAACAUCGUCGCAAGACUGUUAACGUGGUAUUCUAUCUAUACUCUCCUUUUCCGAUGCCCAUCUACUAUCGAUGCUUGUGACGACACAACGCCCAAAAUAUGCAAACCAUACUUCCAGAUCAAAUCGGCCGUAACGCCACAUAUAACGCCUUAUUACGACACCUAUGCUGCACCUUACGUCGAUGUUGCGAAGCCGUAUUACGAUACAGUCGAUCGUGUUGUCAUUACUCCUGCCCGUACAUACGCAGUGAGAUAUGGUGGUCCACGUGUUUCCCAGGCCCGCGCUUUCGGUCAGGCCAAGUGGGAGGAAAACGUCCAGCCUAAGCUAAGCGAAUAUCAAGCCAUAACAAAGGCACAAUAUGAUCAGACAAUAGCUCCCCAUGUCGAAAGUCUUUCUGCUGUAGUCUCGCCUUAUUACGAUCUUGCGCGGGUCAAUGCCUUACAGACAUAUCAUGAGUUUAUAUUCCCAGCCUAUGUAUUUGUAAAGCCGUAUGUUGUGCAAGGUUACAAUACUGCCUAUUCAUUUACAACCGAAACCGCCGUUCCUUCGACUAUUUGGGCUUGGAAUAAAACUUACACUUUUCUCGACGCUACUAUUUGGCCUCAUUUACGAGAUGUUUACGUUAUGAAGGUUGAACCGCAGCUUGUACGGAUUGGCGAACGUCUGGGAAGAUAUAACGAUAGGAAGGUUAAGCAUCCUGCUGAGGAGGUCGUCUAUUCUAUGUCCUCCAAGUCUAGUUUCACGAAGCCGGUCGCAUCCUCUAUCUCUUCGUCCGUUGCUUCGGAUAUCAAGAGCACAGCCCAAGCCGAAACCCCGGGUAAAGCAAAGCCCUUCGAAGCCGAAGAGGCAGCAUCGGAAAUCAGCAUUGAGCAGAAGACAUCGCGCACUCCGGAAGAAAUCCGUGAACUAGCUGCGAAAAUCGCUGCCGAGGAUCUCCAAUUAUGGGAAGAGAAGUUUACUACAACUGCACAAGAAGGGGCCGCCGAAAUUGAGGACCGUGUGGAUGAGAUCUCGGCCCGCAUGAUCGAGAGAAAUGCCAACAGUAUGGGUAGGUCUCUGGUAAAGCAACUUGAGGAGACUGCCAAUACCGAGCUGCAGAAUCUCAAGAAGUCCAUCGUAUCUAUCUUGGGAAAACAUGGCAAUGAUAGCAAAAAGAGGGACGAGGCUCUUGCUGCUGCAGUCCGGGCGGCUGGUCUAAAGAUCAAGAAUAAAGCCCAGGAUAUUCGUACCUGGCGUCAAACGUACGAUCAAGAGACAGAAAUCGCAGUUACUAAAGCCGCCCAAGAGCACUACGAAAUCCUCCAGAAAACUGCCGAUCUUGCACUCCAGAAGAUUGGUAUGAAGUGGGCAUGGAUGGAUGGUAUCACAUACAAGGAUUGGAAGAAAUACCACGAGCUGAAGGAACGCUUCGAGGAGUGGACUGACGACUUCAAGCGCUUGAUUACAACACAUCCCGGUCUUAUGAUAGUGCAGUCGACAGGUGCCGAAAUUGAGGACGAGGGUAUGAGCAUCGCACAAGCUGCUGCCGAGGAGCUGAGUCGAUUGAGGCAGGUUGCUACGUGGAAGGCGAUAGCUGGCGAUGCCAGCGAUAAUUUUGAUAGCGAGACAGCCGAGUUAGCAGCGAUAUCAGUUGCCCAAAAAGCUUCACAGAGUGAAACCCCGGCAGUUGUACCUGCUGAUGAAAAAAUCGAAACUGAACAAACGGACCCUGUCAGUGCCGAAACAGUCGUCAUAUCACUUUCUCGGCCCGAUGCAGAAGCUUCUGAUACUUCUGCCCUUCCUCCAAUGGAGAGCCUCGCUUCUGAACCGAUUGACGGGCCGGAGCAAGUUCAGGAGACGCUCGUUGAACUCCCCGAUGAAGCAGCUGAGCCUGUCGAAUCCGCCGCCUCUACUACCAUUAAACCUGCCCUCUUCGGUGCCGCGGCUCAGUCUGUACCUUCGCGACAGCCUAUUCUAGACGAUGAUAUUGUUUCGUCUGCGUCCAGCGCCGCAUCUGUCAUACAGUCUGACAUUCCCGCUAGCAUAACAUCGGCUGCGCAAUCUGCAUAUACUGCCGCCGUUGCGGGAGCUGCCGAUCACUACUCACGUGCUAUGUCAGCCGUCUCCGCGCAGAUUCGUGGGGAACCAAAGCCUAUCCACCAGGCUAUGUUUAGCUCGGUUUCAAGCGCAUACCUUGGUGCUAUAGCUUCGGCCAAUUCGAGGCUCGAUGCUGCGAUGACGGCCGCAUCAGAAGGUAUUUAUGGUACUCCCACCACAAAAUGGAUUCCUGGCAUGCCAACUGUACCAUCCGUUGAUUGGGAAAGAGUCCAGUCCAUUGCGCAACAGAAUCUUGACGAUUCGUUGAACUGGGCUUCGGAGCAGUAUGAAUCUGCAAAGGUAGCCAUCGGCGCUGUUGAACCAACACCUAGUACCUCCCUCGAGGAGGCAAAGCGGAAAGCCGGAAAACUUGUUGAUCAGGCUAAAUAUAAUUAUUAUGCAGGCGUAGGUCUAGCGCACGCCCGGUAUUCCGAAUUUGUUUCCGCUGUGUCGACAGCUGUGAGCUCCUUGACGGCUACACCUACCCCGACCAAUAUCCAAGAGUCUGCCUCAUCCGUCGCAUCAGUAGUCGGCGAGUCGGCUGCUUUGGCCGCCUCAGUUGCAAGUGAGAAUGCAGGGUCCCUAGCAUCGUCUGUCGGCGACUUGGCCUCUGAUGCGAGCGACUAUAUAGGGGAAAACUGGGAUGGGCUUGUCAGUCGUGUCAGCUCCCAGGUCUACGGUGCUCCUACGCCUACUCCAUGGUACGGAAAUAUACAAGCUGCCGCUGGUGAUUUUACCUCCGCUGCUGGCGACUACGCAGCAUCAGCCACAGACGCGGCCGCACAGCAAGUCUCAACUGUCACCGUAUUAGCAGGGGAUUAUGCCUCUUUGGCUAGUGCGGCUGCAGCAUCGCAGUAUUCUGUUGUCAGUUCUCUUGUAUCCGAACUCAUUGUCGGCAAGGAGCCACCUUUCACCGAGUCGGUAUAUUCGCGCCUUAUCGGAGCAUAUUCAACUGGUGUUGCUUCUGUGUCGAGUCUUGCUAGUGUCGCAUCUGCGACUGCAGCUAGCGCCGCCAGCGAAGCUAGUGGCUCUGCCAAGUCUGUUGCUGAUGCUGCCGCUGGAAAAAUUGGUGAUACAGUUCAACGUAUAAAAGACGAGCUAUAGACACAUGCAUCAAUUUUGAACCUUGUCGUGGCUUUUAGUUAUCCACCCACCGUCUUGCCCGUCCGAAGAAAAAAGAACAAAGCUAUAGUGGAUAGACUAAUACCGAUUGAUGAUAUACGCAAAUACAAACCACUUGGUAAUUCAGCUAUUGUGGUUCUUUGGUUGAUUUAUUUUUCUUCCGUUCGUUUGGAACGUGGUAUAUACCCAGAACGUUGGACGUGUUGACAUUUUUCUUCCCAUCUAUAUCCUAUUUCCAAAUUUCGAUUACACACUAGUUGAGAAAAUUGAGGUUUCCUACGCCAGUCAUUUGUGAUCGGGAGCAAACGCGAAGAGCUGGACAAGCCUGGACAAGUUUGCAAAAGGGAGAAAGAGGGGGUCUAUCUGGCUAACGAUUUUGCGGAGUUAAUUUACGAGGGAAACCCUAAAGGCUAGGGUUGAUGAUUGGAAUGAACUUAUUAGCAAAAAAAGAAAAAGAAAAAAACGGUACCGGGGAACCCUUGGGAAC
This is a messenger RNA of Daldinia caldariorum, 4298 nucleotides long. RefSeq lists its product as uncharacterized. Gene Ontology annotation, biological process: protein transport. Lineage: Eukaryota; Fungi; Ascomycota; Sordariomycetes; Xylariales; Hypoxylaceae. The transcript is spliced from 3 exons. Bases 419 to 3793 code for a protein of 1124 amino acids. The record is from RefSeq and is a predicted model, not a curated record.